UUUCAGAUCAAUAACUACGUGGGUCACGCCCGGGUGGAGGUCCAGCUGGUGACCCACUCUGACCCUCCUCGUGUUCACGCUCACAGUCUGGUGGGACGCCACUGCACCGAGAACGGCACCUGCACGCUGGACAUCGGUCCCAACGACCUCACCGCCUCAUUCAGUAACCUGGGGAUCCUCCAUGUGACCAAAAAAGGUGUGGUGGAGGUUCUGAGCCGAAGGCUGAGAGAGGAAAGGAAGAGACAGAAAGGAGCACACUGUCACCUCACAGGUAAACUCACCUGUUACAGCACACU
Plectropomus leopardus (leopard coralgrouper) is the source of this 296-nucleotide messenger RNA. The record is from RefSeq and is a predicted model, not a curated record. NCBI's taxonomy places the organism in Eukaryota, Metazoa, Chordata, Actinopteri, Perciformes, Serranidae.